Messenger RNA from Cladophialophora carrionii CBS 160.54, 1515 nucleotides. RefSeq lists its product as uncharacterized. Lineage: Eukaryota; Fungi; Ascomycota; Eurotiomycetes; Chaetothyriales; Herpotrichiellaceae. The transcript has 2 exons. The record is from RefSeq and is a predicted model, not a curated record. The coding region runs from base 1 to 1515 and encodes 504 amino acids.
AUGAAAAUCACUUACUACUGGAAAGAGUUUGUCAAAGUCCAAACCCUCUUCUACGAACGGCGGUACAAGCAAUGUAUCGCUCUCUGCGAGCAACUCCAGCGCUCAGAGAUCCAUGGCCUCCAUCGUGCUUUCCUCUGGUUCUAUCACGCCGUAUGUUAUGAAGCCAUUGGACUUCUUGCGCACGAUUUCUCGCGGAACAAGCUUCAAUUCCUGGACUCGGCCAGAGAGAGCUUUGAUUUGGCAGUAAAGUCUCUUCCGAUGCCCUUUGCUUCCACGGAAGCAGGGACAUACGCCCAGAUAGAUGACUCUCCCCUCACAGCUGAUAGCCACUUCUCCCUACCUUUCACGGACAAGGUGGCGCAGACUACCCAUGCCACAUUCCCUCAAGCUCCGCGUAUCAGAGAGGGUUCGCCUUUCCGAUCCCCUAGCAGCAGUAUCUAUUCGACAGCAAGUCCGCUAAAGGCAGAACCAAUCUCGGACUGCGACGACCAAUCGCCAAUGAAAAAGCGAGAACAUCCACCCAUAUUCCCUACGGUCGCAGAACCAAACGAACCGGAAGACAAGCAGCCUGUCGUCCCAGCGACCCCAGCGACCCACAGAACUCGCCUCAGCCGUGUCCUCAGCUCACCACAGGCGCUACAGCAAGAACUCGUGCCUUCACCCCUCUUCAGCCGGCAUGCGAAACAGGCUCGCCUUCCCCAGCCAGCCAACGGCAACGACAUUCCUCGUCCCCUGCCUCCACUCCCCUUCAAGCACAACCCGCUCUCGUUCAAAACAGACGGCACGCGCAUGACCCAAGGCCCCCUCCUCCGCCAGACAGUCGUCCAAACUCUCAUCGCUCGCUUCGAAGGCAUCCUGCCUCUACCACCAUCGACACCCCUGACCACCGCUCACUCCAUACCAAUGACCCCCGACAUCGCCAUCCCUCGAUUCCGCAUGAUCCGCGAAGCAUUCUCACCCGAUCCGCGCAACGAGCACCUCGAAACAUACCUCACGUCCACCGCUUCCGCCCAACUGCAACUGGCGAGAUACAACGCCAAGUUGGCGGACUUUCGCGCUCGCCUAAGGGACCACACCGCCUAUGUAGACGGGGAGCUCGCAAGGGUGCACAAGAUGCAGAAUGAAAGACACGCAGCCAGAUUGUUGGGCCCCAAGCAGCGGUAUGCGAGUUUCUGGUCCUUUGAGGCGACGAGCUCGCCGUGUCCGAGACGGAGGAACCGUCCGACGGGAUGCGGUGGCGGCGGGGACGCGCACAACGGUAGGCAACCCGGCGAAGAUUGCGAAGAAGUUGAUCAAGUUGGAGUCGAAGUCGAAGUUGAUGGUGAUGGUAAUGGAGAUGGAGAUGGAGAGCAAGAGGAUGCAAACGCCAAAGCGAAGAAGGAGAGGAUAGCCAGGUUGAGGCAGCAGGGGUGGCGUGUUCGGAAGGAGAACCACGGCUUCAAAGGCGUGCAGUUCUAUGAAAACCUGUGUAGCUGCGUGGAGAAUGAGCUGGAUCAUAACCGGUUGUUUGGAUGA